Molecule: messenger RNA, 945 nt
Organism: Culicoides brevitarsis
Lineage: Eukaryota; Metazoa; Arthropoda; Insecta; Diptera; Ceratopogonidae
Product: persulfide dioxygenase ETHE1, mitochondrial-like
Exons: 1
Coding region: 168-905 (245 amino acids)
Biological process (GO): hydrogen sulfide metabolic process; glutathione metabolic process
Cellular component (GO): mitochondrion
Molecular function (GO): sulfur dioxygenase activity
Source: RefSeq, a predicted model, not a curated record
CAAACUGUUUGUUUUCGUUAUUUAAAAACUAGAUUCACUUGUUGAACGUAGAUACCUUCCGUGUACGUGUUUUCUGUCAGGUCUUCGUGUUUUGUUGAUUAGAUUAUUUGUUUUCAGUCGUUUGCGCAUCGUCAAAGUCUUCAAAAGUCAAAAAUCACGCAAAAAAAAUGUUCCGUCUCGCCAAGACUUUUUCGCCGAAUUUUUUCAUGCGGCAACUUUUCGACACGGAAACGAGCACCUUCACUUACCUUUUGGGCGAUUUGGCAUCUCGCGAAGCUGUCAUCAUCGAUCCGGUGCUGGAAAAAGCCGUGCGCGACUCAACUUUGAUCAAGGAACUCGGCUUCAAGUUGAAAUACGCCAUGAACACGCACAUGCACGCCGAUCACAUCACAGGCACGGGAUAUUUGAAAAAACUCCUGCCGGGCACUUUGAGUGUCAUUGCCAAAGCGAGUUCAGCUCAAGCGGAUGUUUAUUUGAACGACAAGGACAAAAUCGAUUUUGGAGCGUUUGAAAUUGAAGCUGCUGCCACGCCGGGACACACAAACGGAUGCAUGACGUACAUUUUGCACGAUCAGGGAAUCGCCUUCACGGGAGACACUUUGCUGAUUCGCGGUUGCGGAAGAACGGAUUUCCAGGAGGGAAGCGCCAAACAACUUUACAAGUCGGUGCAUGAGAGAAUUUUUACGUUGCCAGAUAAUUUUAGACUUUUUCCGGCGCACGAUUACAAAGGACAAACCGAAACGACAGUUUAUGAGGAGAAAAAUUUCAAUCCAAGGUUAACGAAGGACGAAGCAACGUUUAUUAAUAUCAUGGAUAAUUUGAAUUUGGCUUAUCCGCGAUUUAUUGAUAAAGCAGUUCCCGCUAAUAAAGUUUGUGGGCUUCAUGAUAUCCCGGAAGAUAAGUGAUUUUUGUGAUAAGAUAAUUUUUUUAAAGGAGGUUUGGAAU